AUGCCUUCCCGACUGGAACGAAGUGGCCAGAAGAAGGACAGCAGCAAGGGCGUCCUCGGGCUCUUCUUCGGGGGCGGAAAACGCGCUUCUUCUGGGCAGGAACAUUCACAUACGAGCGACAGCGGCCACGCGAACGGCAGCGGGGCGAAGAAGCCGCGGAGCUCGUCCAAUGUGCGCUUCGCAGAGGAUCCGGGCGGCUCCAAGCACGCCAAGGCCGCCAAGCGCGCGUCGGACAAGGGAGCUGCCUCCUCCAAGCCGCGCGAGCCGUCCCGGGGUCGCGCACGCAGCCGCAUGCGCGACGACACAGGCUGGGCGGCCGAGGAGGACUACCUCGACGAUCUGGACGACGAGCUCGGCCUCGUGACGAAGAUUGCGGGCAGGGAGCGCGGCAGGGCGAAGAGCAAGGCCACGAGCCGGGCCACGAGCCGCGCGGGGAGCCCCGUGGCGCGCGCCACGGUGGGCGGCGGGCGCUUCGCGGACGACGACGGCGACGACGACGCGAUGCUCGGCCGCGUCGCGCGCGAAGGCAAGCUCGCGCGCCUCGGGUCCGCCGCCAAGGGCCACGGGAAGUCGCGCGGGAGCGACGCUGCCGACCCGGGCGCCUCCGGCCGAGGCCGCGCGCGGUCGUCGUCGCGCGCGAGGUCCGACUCGAACCGCAGCAUCAAGAGCAACCGGAGCGCGAAGAGCACGAAGAGCCGGAACACCAGCGCUGCGCGGCAUCAGGCGGCAAUGGAGCGCGAGCGCAAGUCGCGGGCGGCGAGCCGGCAGAAGAGCCGCGCGGAGUCGCGGCAGCGCACGCGCCCGCAGUCGCGGAGGGGGUCCGAGAUGUACGCGAACGGCCCCGAGCCGGACAGCGCGGCGGAGAGCUUGUUCCAGGGGCAGUCGCAGGCGGCGCGGAGCAGCGUGCACCCGUCGAGCUUCGGGCCGUCGGGGCUGACGGACGUCGAGGCGCAGGAGAUGGAGAUCGAGGACCAGGAGGCGCGCGAGAUGGAGGAGAUGCUCAAGGAAGUCCAGGUCGCGGACGCGAACGACGACGGCGCCGACGAGGAGUCCCUCGGCUCCAGCAUCAGCGUCGCGUCCAGCGAGGGCGGCAAGAACCCGCGCAAGAAGCGGCGGCGGCGCGACGACGGACUCGGGGGCCCCGCCGGGAUCCUCGACCGCGCGGCCGACCUCGUCAAGGCCAGCGAGACGCUCGGCCGCUGGCGGAAGGUCGUCGGCGGGAAGCUCCUCAGCCUGCUGCGCGGGUCGGCCGGCGACACGUGGGACCUGGGCGAGAUGGAGCUCAAGCGGCUGCGCACGAUGACGCUGAAGAUCCGCAAGGAGGGCGAGCGCGUGGUCGCGCUGCUGCAGGAGCUCGAGGCCGAGGCGGACGAGCUGGAGCGCGAGCUCGACGAGAUGGAGGCUGCGUUCGAGGACGGCAUUUUGUUGGCGGAGGAGGAGGAGGCGAUUCCGGAGCUCGAGGCGGAGCUGGAGGAGACGGAGGCGGAGUACAAGGAGCUCGACAAGUACUACCAGGUCCUGGAGUGCAUGAUGACGUGUGUGCACGGGUAUAUGAACCUGAAGGAGUACCCGAAGACUCUGGACCGGGUGGGUGAGCGCGGGGAGCAGCAGCAGGCGAAGAGCUUGCUGCUGCGGAUGGGCGUGGACAAGGUGCCGGUGAAGCUGGGGGAGGUGCUCAAGGGGAUGCGCGGGAAGCCGAUCGACCAGGUGUGGGGGGAGGCGUACGGGAUCAUGAAGGAUCUGGACGGUAUGGAGCGGCACAUGAAGGCGCUGAAGGAGGUGGACCAGUUGAUUUACGACGACUUGAUGGACGAGCUCGGCGCGGCGGUCGAGGAGCUCACCGAGGCCGAGGCGCUGCGCAGCGAGAAGGCGCGCAUGAUGGCCGGCGAGUGGCUCGACGACGAGGACAUGUCGAUGUAUAGCGACGAGUACGCCGACAGCUGGGCGGACGACCUGGACGACUACGACGACGGGUGGACGGACUACAGCGGCGAGGCGUCGUACCGCGACUACGACGACGAGGAGAUGGCCUCCGAGGACAGCCGCGUGCGCCUGCGCCUGCAGUUUGACGACUCGGCGGCGCGCCGCAACGGCGCGCCCGCGGACGCGAACGGGCACGGCGGGGCGAAGCAAAUGGACCGGCUCGAGAAGGUGCGCGCGCGGCUCGACAAGAGGAAGCAAGAGGCGAAGGAGCACGUGAAGGCGGCGCGGCAGGCGUCUCAGCGGCGGCAGGACUCCGUGGUGCAGCAGACAGUGCUGGCGCGCAGGCAGUCGACGGUGCGCGGCGCGCGGGACUCGAUGGACGCGGGCUCGGACGACGGGUCGGCCGCGGGGUCGCUCCACGGCGGGCGCUCGCAGUCGAACGGCACGGGCGUCCUGGACGACGACGACGACGUCCCCGACGACGCAGCGGUGCUCCGCGAGCAGCGGCUGAAGAUCCUGCGGAACACGCUCAACUCGCGGAGGCAGGCGUCGAUGAAGCAUAUGAUGCUGAGCAAGGAGCGCGCGGACUCGCGCGCCAACAUGCUCGACCAGGCGAUCGCGAAGACGCCGAGCAUGAGCGUCUCGCGCGCGGCGAGCCAGGCCAUCAGCAGCGGAGCGUACAGCGCCGGCGACACUGCGCCGUCGUCGAUCGCCGAGGACGAGGAGGAAGCGCACAGCCCGCCGAAGGACAAGCGCGGGUCGAUCGAAGCACACCGCGUGUCGCUGGGUACCGUCGCGUCCGUGUCGUCCUCCAAGCGGCUACUGGAGCGCAAGGAGCACAUGCGCACCAAGCGGAGAGAUUCGUUCCGCAAGGACGCCCUGCGCGCGUCGCAGGGCACCCCGAGCGGCCGCUUCAGCCUCAGUCUGACUCGCGGCGGCACGCCCGAGCCCGUCACCCCCGCCGCGCGCGAGGAGGACGAGGAACGGCUCUCUCCGCACGAGCUCCAGGACCUCGACGUGAGGGCGCAGACGGAGCUGACGCGCAGCCGCGGGGGCUCGACCGGCAUGUCGACGUGCGCGACAACCUUUGGGUCCACCGCCGCGUCCGACGCCGCGCAGGCCGCGACGAGCGAGCGCUCGCGGCCGCUCGAGAUGUCGACCGACGUCAUCAUGCGGAUGGCCGCCGCGCACCACUCGCGCGAGAAGGGCGUAGCCUUCGCCCUUGGGCCUCUCGAGGACAGCGAUGCGGAGUCGCGCGGCGCGCCGGCGCAGGAACGCGGCCCGUCGGACGGCGCGGACUCCAAGGGGGCGUGGUCGGGGGCGCGGGGAUCGUCCGCGAUGGGGUCCGUCGCCGCGAUGUAUCUUGAGCGGUCCCCGGAGCACACGCCGCGGGUGGACCCGGCGGAGCAGCGCGACAUGGAGGCGCAGGCGCUGCUGAUGAGUGCGCUGACGCGACGAGGCGGCGAGCUGCUGGUCGAGCACCAGAGCACGGGCAGGGACAUCACGGCGGGCGAAGCUAUCGAAGUCGCCGCGCAGGUGCUGCAGGACCUGCGCGACGGCGGCUACGAGCCGAACCUCACGCAGGAGCACACGCUUGCGAUGCAGCUCGCGCCCACGCUCGAGCUCUCCGCGGAGGUCGCGUCCGAGGUCUCCUGGCGUCUCUUCCGUGCCAUGAAGGCGUCGCGCACCGACUCGCUCGGCACGGUCACGCCACGCGACCGCGACGUCCGCGACCUCGUCGCCCGCACCGUCGCGCGCGAGUGGAGCGCCGUGCCUGGCGCUGGCAUCCAGGGGUCGUACGGGCUCGCCGGGCGCGAUGCUGGGAGCGUUGCGGCGGCAAUCGAGGUCGCGGAGCGGUCCGUGGCGGCGCUGGCGGCGCAGGGCGUGCCCGUGGAGCGCUCGCCGAUGCUGCAGUGGGCCGUGCAGCAGGAAACGAUGCUGCUGCUGGACCCCAAGGUUGCGGAUGCGGCGGCAGCGGACACAAUCAUUGAUGGCAUGAACGCGCGGCCCGUGCGGCCGUCGACGACGUCGGGGAUCCUCGAGGUCAGCCGCAUCGACCAGCAGCUCAAGCCGAUCGCGGCGACCUUCGUGCGGGAGCGCGACGCCGCGUGGGCGGACGACGAGGAGGGCGGCGACGUCGAACAGUCGGCGCUCGACGCCAUCGACAAGGCCCUGGAGGUGCUUGCGCAAGACUCGGGCCGGCCGGAACCCACUCUGGAACAGGAGUACCUGGUCGCCCGGGAACUCCCACGACUCAUGAACCUCCCGGAAGCCAUGAGACAGCGCCUCCUCGCGUCGGCGUUCAACCGUCCGCGGAAGACCUCCGCCGCGACGUCGGGCGACCGCGCGUCCUCGGAGCCGCCGAACGAGUUCACGGACGCCCCGCUCACGCGCGCGCACAUCGAGAACGUCGUGCGCCGGCAGUGGGAGGACGCCGGCGCCGGCCCGCUCGCCAUGCGCGUCCACCGCGUCACGUCGCGCGCGCUCGAACAGCUGCGCGACACCAGCUCCCGGAGCGUCGAGCCCGCAGUCGAGUGGGCGGUCCAGCAGUCGCUCUCGAAGCUCUCCGACGGCCAGGUGCCCAGCCAGAGCCCCGCGCAGCUCCCCGAGGGCUCCUCCAUGCAGGCGAUUGCGCGCGUGCUGCGUUCGAUCUUCGUGGAGUCGUCGCGCACCGGUUCGCCGGCGCAGCGCGCCGCGGAGCGCUUCCAGCGGCCCAACAGGCGGCUGCCGCCGCGCCGCGGCAACUCGUUCUCCGGCGGCCACGCCCUCGAGAGCUACGACGCGUUUGCGCACUCGGCGGCGUCGUCGCCGCGUCUGUCGGUGCUGGACGGCAACUCCGGGGACCUGACGGCGCGCGCGGCGGCGAGCGCGGUGGGUCCGCCGAUUCCGGUGAUCGACCCCGCGGCGCCGAUCGCGGCGCUCGAGCUCUCGACUGCGAAGCCGCCGGUGUCGGAGAUAAAGCUUUCGCUGUUGGCGUUGAAGGCUUUGAACGACCACCUGGACAGCCAGAGCCCGGACGGCGCCGGGACGCCGGAUACGCCGGCGACGCCGGCGAGUUUCGGGAGCGCGUCGGUGUGGACGCCGCGCACGGGCACGUCCGCGGGCGGCGGCGGCGGCGGGACGGCAGAUCGGAUCCUGCAGGAGCGCCACGACACGGCGAUCCGCGCGUUCAAGCAGGUGGCGAAGCGGCUGCACGAGACGGGGGGCCGGCGGCUCGGCAUCGAGCAGCUCGCGGUGAUCGCGCCGGCGAUUUCGUCCAAGCUGGACCUGCCGCGCGUGCUGCGCAACAAGCUGGACCAGCGGCUCUUCCGACGGCAGAUUCUGGACCCCGAGGACGGCCCCGGGGACGGGCUGGUGGACACGGUCGUGGCCGAGGUGGACCGACGGUGGGACGCCGCGGAGGAGGCGGAGGGCCACAAAAAGGACAAGGGUCAGCUGGCGGCGAUCGCACGCGCACAGAAGGUCGCGCGCGGCGUGGUGCGGACGCUGUGGCGGAGCCGGAUCCCGCUGACGCCCGGCGUGCAGUGGGUGAUCACGCAGGCGAUCCGGCGGCGGCUCGAGAACCACGGUUGGGCGACUCCCGAGGACCUGGGCAAGAUUCUGGCGGGCAUUGUGCGGGAGGACGGGACGUGCUCGGUGGCGGAGUCGCACCCGGGUUUCGCGGCGGUGCAGCGCGCGUACGACGACGUGACGCGCAUCCUCGAGGAGGAGUGGGUGGCGGCGACGCUGGCGCACGACCUGCGGGGUCACAAGAUGAAGAAGACCCCCGGGAAGCCCGGAAUACCCCCCCACCUGCGCAAGGCGAUCACGCGCGCGGUGCAGCGGCUCUACGAGCUCGGCUACCGCGCGAACCCCACGAUCCACGAGGCCCUGUGCAAGGAGCUGGAGGAGAAGCGCGUCGGUCAGAUGCUCGCAAAACCUGCAAUGGACCCGGCGUCCGCCGUGAGCUCGCUCGUGCAGGAGAUCCUCGAGGGCUACAUGCCCGCGAGCGCCGCGGACCUCAAGCUCCUGACCACGACGCUCUCCUUCGCCGACACGGAGCUCGCGAAGACAAAGGCUGACACUGGCGAGGACCCCUUCACGCUCUUCUCGAAACUCGUGGAGGGCGGCGCGAAGGGGCAGCCGGCCACGUACGGCCGCGCGAUCGCGACGCGCGUGCUCGCGAAGCUCGAGGACUGCGGCGCGCUCUCGGACCCGGGGGUGGAUCGCGCGGCCACGCGCUGGGCCAUCUCCAAGGCCAUGUGCCGGCGGUCGCGGCUGCGCGGCGCGGCCGCGGUCGCGAUGGAGGGCGUCGUCGUCGAGGCCCUCGUGAACCGGUACGGCGCGGCGGGCAUGCUGGACGUCCGCCCGGCGCAGACUACGGCACCAACGGCAACGGGCCUAGCGCGGAGCUUCUAUCAGCGGUCCGAGCUGUCCGACCCGGAGGGGCGCGGGGCGGGGCGGAUGUUCCCUGGCGGGGACGAGAUGUUCAGCGGGAACGCGCCGGUCACGCUGUCGAACAUGGGGUCGGAUGCGGGGUCGGAGGCGGCAACGCCGCGACGGUCUGAGAACCCGAACGAGAUCGGGCUCGGCGCGAUGCUGUCGCGCAGCCGACGGGACUCCGAGCCGCCGAGCCCGAGCUCGAGCGGCGCGAUCGACUCCGUCGGCGUGUUGUCGUCGGGGGCAAUCUCGCUGAGCCCGUCCGGCGGUGCCGACACGGCGGCGUCGUCGGCGCAGCCGUCCCCGACGGCGGCGUACCUGAAGAAGAAGGAGAGCGACCGGGACAUGGCGGGCCCGAGCCUGCGCGAGAUGAUGGAGCUCCCGCCGCCGGUGCUGCAGCUCUCGGGCGACAAGGGCGGCAUGCCCGCGCAGGGGACGCCGGAGGUCGAGAAGAAGGCCUCGACGCUGUCGAUCCAGGCGGGCCCCUCGCUGCGCCUCAUGCUCGACGAGGAGGCCGCGGGGAGCCUGCUGUCAGGUCAGACCAGCUUCCGCGCGCUCCUGGCGAGCCGCAGCGUGCGCCGACUCGUGCACAAGAAGGGCGAGGGCGAGGGCGAGGGCGAGGGCGAGGACGACUCGGACGUCGAGAUCGAGGUGUCCGGGAAGGUCCCUGUGCAGAAGACCGGGUCGAGGAAGAAGGACGGCGUCAUUACGUUGGGUAGUGGGAACAGCCGAUUCUCGUUCCGCGUGAGCAUGGCGCACGGCUCGGACGCGCCCGGGAGCGUCACCGUCGCGGGCACCGAGCGCGACCCGAGCGCGCCGUCCCCGCCGACCUCGCGGAAGUCGCGCAGCCUCUGGCCGGGCGCGACGCCGCCGGGGGUCAGCGGGCAGGGUUCGCCGCGCGGGACGCGCGGGGACGACUCGGUGGACCUCGGGGACGCGCUCCACAUGACCUCGAUGGUCCGGGACGGCGGGAAGGCGCCGCCGAAGAGCAAACGGGGCGGGAAGGAGCCUGAGGUGCCCGGAUCAGUGCCGCCGAUGGCGUUCCGCCCGAGCCCGCCGAAGGCCACGCCCCCGGACGCGCACGGGUCGGCGCCGAAGAACCCGGCGGGCCCGUCGCCGCACGCCCGCCCCGUCGCGAGCGACAGUCUGCAGAACUUCCUGCGUGAGAAGUCCAUGACUCAGUCGCCGGCGGGGGGGGUGUCCGACGACCGCACGCCGCCGCCGCCGCCGUCCGACCCGUCCGACACCGCGCGCUCGAGCCUCGACGAGGCGAUGAUGUUGGGCCGCGGCGGGAGCUCCAAGAAGGACGCGGACGCUCUGCGCAUCGAGUGCGAGCAGAGAGAGGACUCGCAGCUUCAGUCCCCCGCUCCGCCGACCGCCCGCGACCUCGCGCCGAGCGCGCUCGGGACGCCCGCGGGCGGCGGCACCGGCCUGGCGCCGCCGGCGUCGCCCCCGCCGGAUCUGCCGUUGCAAACAAACAGCAGCGCAAAGGACGGGGCGCUGGGACGAGCGCCGUCCGGAGCCGACGCGGGCUCGCCGCAGGGCGAGGCGUCGCCCACGAAGGGCAAGAUGCGCCGGUGGGGCUCGAAAGACAAGGCGGCGUCGCCGUCGAAAGGCUCUCGGAAGAAGAAGGGAGGUUCGCCGGAGGAGGAGAGGCGGCUGAACGCGGCGCGGGCGGCGACGGAGGCGGCGCGGCGCGAUCUGGAGCUCCCGGAGCCGGGCGGCGCGGCGCAGGGCGUGGCAGACAUGAUUCGGCGCGACGCGGAGGAGGGCGCGGGGCGUGCGCCGCCGGCACGCAAGGAGUCGUCGUCGCGGCUCGGGGAGUUCUUCGGGAAGCUGGGGCGGAAGUUCUCGUCGAAGAAGAGGCUGAAGGACCGUGUGUGA
Pedinophyceae sp. YPF-701 is the source of this 8226-nucleotide messenger RNA. The record is from the annotation of a GenBank genome assembly. Lineage: Eukaryota; Viridiplantae; Chlorophyta; Pedinophyceae.